Messenger RNA from Bathycoccus prasinos, 1512 nucleotides. RefSeq names its product methionine aminopeptidase 1. Gene Ontology annotation, biological process: proteolysis. The transcript has a single exon. The record is from RefSeq and is a predicted model, not a curated record. Bases 1 to 1512 code for a protein of 503 amino acids. Gene Ontology annotation, molecular function: metalloaminopeptidase activity. NCBI's taxonomy places the organism in Eukaryota, Viridiplantae, Chlorophyta, Mamiellophyceae, Mamiellales, Bathycoccaceae.
AUGAAGCAUGAACCUUCGCAAGUGUUGGCGUCGUUUAUCAUCGGCAAAGUUGAGAGUGUCGCAUUGAACUGCGAAUUUAGCGACGACGUUCGUCUGAGCAUUUCCAGAGAGGGUGAAGGCGAUAAAGACGAAGAUUUUGAUUUUGCCGUACACGUAACAGGGCUUGUCGUCUUUAACUUAGACACCGGCGACAGGGAUGAACUGGAGGAGAAUGAAGGCGAAGAGAUGUCGAGCGACGAUUCCGAGCCAGAGGAAGAGGAAGAGGACUCGCUCUCGUGGUCGAGCGACACAACCACCGACGAAGAAAAAGGUAGAGAAGAAGCGGAAGGAGAUACUCGCGCAAUUCGGUGUCUGAGCAAAGCUCCCGCGCACUUACACAUAACAUCGAAGGAAUGGAAAUACGAGCACGAAGAACGAGUUCGCAUACAGCGCGAAGCGCUUGAAAAGCCCAUAGAGGAAGAAAUACGAUGGCGAGAGUUUGAUAGAAAAACGAUGGAGUGGUGGAGAAACGAAUGCGAUGAUGAAGAAGAAGGAUUUGAAGUCCAGGGGGGCACAAAAAGAAGCAAGGAUCUUCCAGAUUUUACUUACACGGGGAAGCUGCGCCCAUCUCGCGUUACCGCGACAUCUGCAAUCCCAGUUGGGUUGCAGCCUCCCGAUUAUGCGCAAACUUCUUGGCCGGAAGAAGAACAAUCGUCGCGAUUACAAACGACAGUUGAAGUCAAAACGACCGAACAAAUUAUGAAAAUGAAACGCGCGUGCUCGUUGGCACGUUUUGUUCUCGAUACGGUCGCCUCGCAUUUGCGCGUUGGAGUUGAAACGGAUGAACUCGAUCGAAUAUGUCACACGGUGUGCCUUCAAAACGGCGCUUAUCCGAGUCCACUGAAUUACAUGGGUUUUCCAAAAUCCAUAUGCACGAGCAUAAACGAAGUCGUGUGUCAUGGCAUUCCAGAUAGAAGAAAACUAGAACCGGGGGAUUUAAUCAAUUUAGACGUCACCGUGUGCUUGAAUGGUUAUCACGGAGACCUCUCGGAGACGUUCAUCGUCGGAUGCGCGAAGACUAAAGAUAGAGCGAAAUUGGAGGAAAACAAACGAUUGUUGGGCGCUACGCUAAGUGCGCUCGAAAAAGCCAUCGAUUCGUGUCGUCCAGGGAAGCGGUUUCGAACCAUAGGUGAGCUCGUUCAGAAUGAAGCCGUUGAAAGCGAAAAAUGGACGAGCGUGAAGCACUAUUGCGGCCAUGGUAUUGGGAAGUUGUUUCACUGUGCGCCGACGAUUCCUCAUUAUGCGCCGAACAAGGCGGUCGGUUUUAUGAAGCGCGGUCAAACGUUCACUAUAGAACCAAUGUUUUGUGCAGGUACUCGAACUGCUAAGCAUUGGAAAGACGGGUGGACAGCAGUCACUUCGGACGGGAAGAACUCGGCGCAGUACGAGCACACGAUAUUAAUACUCGACGACGGCCCAGAAGUACUGACAAAGAGGACGAGAAAAAGCGUCGAUUUCUUCAUAGACGAUUAG